This is a messenger RNA of Carcharodon carcharias (great white shark), 3015 nucleotides long. Its product is annotated as RAC-alpha serine/threonine-protein kinase. The transcript is spliced from 14 exons. Gene Ontology annotation, biological process: protein phosphorylation. The record is from RefSeq and is a predicted model, not a curated record. Bases 234 to 1673 code for a protein of 479 amino acids. Gene Ontology annotation, molecular function: ATP binding; protein serine/threonine kinase activity. Lineage: Eukaryota; Metazoa; Chordata; Chondrichthyes; Lamniformes; Lamnidae.
AAUUCUCACCCAAGGAGGAAGCUGUCCCACCGCAUUUACUCCAGCGCUCAGCAGCUCAGCGCCGUGGGAACGUCAGUCAUGAUCCGGAGCUCAAAAUAGGGGCAGCAUGGGGAGGGAGGGGAGAAGCCGGGCCAGGUGGAGCGGUUGCAGGUUGUUGUGAAGAACAAGGAGUUCAAUAAAGUCAACUCCCUUUAGAGUGAAGUUCUGCUGCUGCUUAAAUCUUUCGCACCGCUAUGACUGAAGGUACAAUAGUGAAAGAGGGGUGGCUUCACAAACGAGGAGAAUACAUAAAAACAUGGAGGCCCAGGUAUUUUUUAUUGAAGUCUGAUGGUACGUUUAUUGGUUAUAAAGAGAGGCCACAAGAUGUAGAACAGCUAGAGACACCUUUGAAUAACUUCUCUGUAGCACAAUGUCAACUGAUGAAGACAGAGCGACCAAAAUCAAACACAUUUAUCAUCCGGUGUCUCCAAUGGACUACAGUAAUUGAAAGGACAUUUCAUGUUGAUACGCCGGAGGAACGGGAAGAAUGGACAAAAGCCAUUCAAACAGUAGCAGAUAAUCUUAAGCAAGAGGAGGAGAUCAUGGACUACCAUUCAGAGUCCCCUAAUGAUAAUUCAUGGACAGAUGGCAUGGACAUUUCUCGCAGUAGACCAAAACACAAAGUGACCAUGCAUAAUUUUGAAUACUUAAAACUGCUUGGAAAAGGCACAUUUGGAAAGGUGAUUCUAGUAAAAGAAAAAGCCUCUGGACGGUAUUAUGCCAUGAAGAUUCUAAAGAAAGAAGUAAUUGUAGCAAAGGAUGAAGUAGCACACACUGUGACAGAAAACAGAGUGUUACAAAAUUCUAGGCACCCAUUCUUAACUGCACUGAAGUAUUCUUUUCAGACAAAUGAUCGUUUGUGUUUUGUGAUGGAUUACGCAAAUGGAGGCGAGUUAUUCUUUCACUUAUCAAGAGAACGUGUUUUUUCUGAGGACCGUGCCCGUUUCUAUGGAGCAGAGAUUGUCUCUGCUUUGGAUUAUCUCCAUUCUGAGAAAAAUGUAGUGUACCGAGACCUUAAGUUGGAAAACCUUAUGCUAGACAAUGAUGGCCACAUUAAAAUAACUGACUUUGGGCUUUGCAAAGAAGGUAUCAAGGACGGAGCAACUAUGAGAACAUUCUGUGGAACUCCUGAAUAUCUUGCACCAGAGGUUUUGGAGGAUAAUGACUAUGGGCGAGCAGUGGACUGGUGGGGUCUUGGAGUUGUAAUGUAUGAAAUGAUGUGUGGCCGCCUUCCCUUCUAUAAUCAGGACCAUGAAAAGUUGUUUGAACUCAUUUUAAUGGAGGAGAUCAGAUUUCCACGCACUUUGUCACCUGAAGCCAAAUCUCUUCUUUCUGGGUUGUUGAAGAAAGAUCCUAAACAAAGGUUGGGUGGUGGCCAUGAUGAUGCAAAGGAAAUAAUGCAAGACAAAUUCUUUGCUGGAAUCGAGUGGCAAGAUGUCUAUCAGAAAAAGCUUACUCCGCCAUUUAAGCCUCAGGUGACAUCUGAGAUGGACACAAGAUACUUUGAUGAAGAAUUUACAGCACAAAUAAUAACUAUCACUCCACCUGAUCGAGAUGGCAGUACGGAAUCCAUAGACAAUGAGAGAAGACCACAUUUUCCCCAGUUUUCUUACUCAGCCAGUGGAAGGGACUGAGCUCGACUGCCUUUAAAAAAAAUGAAUAAAGGAAAUCAGAUUGGAUUUUGAGGACUUCAAAUCGGAAAUGUGUGAGAGGUUAUCAACAUUAUCUGGUUGGUUUGUAGGAAAAAAAGUUUCCUCUUUCAACAAAAUCCUUCCUUCAUUUCUCAUAUGAUGAUGGAAAAUUAGCUACUUUUAAAAGAUGAAAAACUGGCCCCUAUGCAGUGACCUAGUUUUAAAAGAGCAAUCAUGAGAGCAUGUAUUUGGAAUACAGGGGCAUCAUUUUGAUUGACAGCAGAGUGGAAACUGCUACUUUGAACUGAUCUCUCCUUCAUUAUCUCUAUGUAUUUAUGGUUCACAUUGAAAUUCCCCAACUUGUCAAUUAGAUUUAUAAUUCUGUUUCCGUAAAGCACUCAUUGUAAUUGAUUCCUUGUAAGAUAUUUUCUUACCUAUAAAAGUUCGGUAAUGAUCUAUCCCGGCCUGUACUAUUGGUAAGAUGUAUGUGAAAGUAAACCUCUUAAGUCAGGCAAUUAAUGAAGCAUACUGGUGAAAAGUAGUCGAGUCCAACCAGAGCUUCUCUUGCAAUCUGUUUACCUCUCUACAGUGUGUAAACAUCAAAUGGCCUCAGUGAGGCACAACAACAUUUGCAGCGGCAGGAACUUUGCUGUAGUUUGUGAGGGAAAAUUGAAAUCUAGAAGAAGAUCUCUUGCAUUUCAGUGUUAAUCAAUUGAAAUCUGCCACAGAAGGAUGCAACUUGUUAUUUUUAUUUAAAAAAUACACAUCACUGAUGUAUUAUUUUUGUUCUAAUGUCAGUAUCUUUGCCAUUUCUUUGUCACUUGCUGGGCAUCUUUGGAUAUUACAUUUUGCUCGUGUUAUUUAUCAGUGUUUUCAGUUAAAUCAAUUCUGUCUAUCACAUUUAGUAAUUUAAUGUUUGUCAGUGAAUGUUGGGGAAUAUUGUUUCCCUUUUUGUAGUUUGUUUUUGUAUGUUGUCCAAAAUGGAGCAGAAAAAAUGUCUGUGUCUCUGUGUUCAAACUGUAAAGAAUUUGCUCAGUCACCAGUCACAUUCCCUUAAGGUUGCUUAGUUCCAUUCUAGCUUCAUUGAAAUAGUUAUAUGAAAGCUAGAGGAUUGAGCUCGCAAUCAAUAUAGUAUUUGUGGAGUGAAUGUUCUAUAAAUUAGUGUUUAAAACACUCAGUAUUUCCUGUUUUCCUCCUGGCAUUUGGAGGGUCCAAGAUAACUACUUAACUGUUGGUAAAGAAAAUCAGUUACCACAAUUUCGUACACUGUACUGUAGUAUUUUUACAUAUAUAAUGUACCAUUUUCCUUCAAAAAUGAACAAAUAAAACAGAUAUAACAUCUGAA